Messenger RNA from Aplosporella prunicola CBS 121167, 534 nucleotides. RefSeq lists its product as uncharacterized. Bases 199 to 492 code for a protein of 97 amino acids. The transcript has a single exon. Lineage: Eukaryota; Fungi; Ascomycota; Dothideomycetes; Botryosphaeriales; Aplosporellaceae. The record is from RefSeq and is a predicted model, not a curated record.
GAGGUGAAGGCAGCAAGCUUUACCAUGUACCAUUCCAUCGUCGCUCGGCCCGUAUCCCAGUCUGUCGAAAAGCCCCACUGUAUCGGAGUUAUCGCUCUUUUGCACGCUAACGGAUCGAAGUGAAAUAAAUGCUGGAGGGGGCCUGAGGCACGAAUAUGUAGUAGAUGUAGCAGUUAUAGGCAAGGUGAUGCGCGGAGCAUGAGACGCCCGUCGUCUGGAUUGGCGGGCCUUUUAGUCGCAGCUUUUCAGCCUCCGCUGACUUCGGAUAGGCUCCCUGCCAGCCCCUCCACCGUAAGGCUCACCCGGACAACCUGGCCCAGUUGCAGAGUCAGCAGACCCGAGGUGGCAGCGGGCCAAUCAGCCAUUUGCAGGCAGCCAAAAGACAUGGCGGCGCAAGCUUCGGGCGGGACAAUUAGGCUCGAGCGAGUCUGGGCUCCGGAGCUCAGGAAGCACAGUUCACGUCUAGGGAGCGGGCGGAGCUGCUGGAGCUGAGGGGCAGCAAUCAAGGGGUCUGGGGGAGGACCAUGCGAAAGC